Messenger RNA from Paralichthys olivaceus (Japanese flounder), 1310 nucleotides. RefSeq names its product chloride intracellular channel 1 (gene clic1). The record is from RefSeq and is a predicted model, not a curated record. NCBI's taxonomy places the organism in Eukaryota, Metazoa, Chordata, Actinopteri, Pleuronectiformes, Paralichthyidae.
UAAUAAAAGUUCCCCUUUAACUUGUUUGGGGUCUCUAAUCAAUCAAACCCAGUGUCCUCCAUCAGACCUCAGCCUCCAUCCUCAUGCCUCUCGACCUCCUCUUCGUCCUCAUCAUGUCUGACUCGUUGGAGGUUUUUGUUUUUUUGGAUUCUUCAUCGCGAGGUCGUGGCGUCGCUCGGCACCAGGAAAUGGAGGCAGAGCGGCGGUGGAGGAGUUCGUAGCUGCGGGUCAGAACUGGGAGGAGGAGACACACCGAGACCGAGACAACCGGCGACGACUUCCAGCUCCGGGAGGCUUCGUGCAUCCGCAGGAGAAGAUGAGCGACGCGACUGACGCCAAAGUGGAGCUUUUUGUGAAGGCGGGGUGCGAUGGCCAGAGCAUCGGAAACUGUCCUUUCUCCCAGCGGCUCUUCAUGGUGCUGUGGCUGAAAGGAGUCACCUUCGACGUGACCACCGUGGAUAUGAAGAGGAAGCCUGACAUCUUGAAGGACCUGGCUCCCGGCGCUCAGCCUCCCUUCCUGUUGUACGGCAGCGAGGUGAAAACUGACACCAACAAGAUUGAGGAGUUCCUGGAGGAAAGUCUCUGCCCUCCAAAAUAUCCACGUCUGGCCGCUCGUAACCCAGAGUCCAACACAGCCGGCAUGGACGUCUUCUCCAAGUUCUCUAUUUACGUCAAGAACUCAAAACCUGAGGCCAAUGAAAAUCUAGAGAAAGGCCUGCUGAAGGCUCUCAAGAAGCUCGACGACUACCUCGGCUCCCCACUUCCUGAUGAAAUCGACGAGAAUAGCGCAGAUGAGGUCACUUCCUCAUCCCGUCCCUUCCUGGAUGGCCAAGUGCUUACUCUGGCUGACUGCAACUUGCUGCCCAAGCUCCACAUCAUGAAGGUGGUGUGUUUGAAAUACAGGAAUUUCAGCAUCCCUGAGUAUCUAACGAACCUGUGGAGGUACCUGAAAGCUGCGUACGCCCGGGAGGAGUUUGCCUCCACCUGCCCGGUCGACGACGAGAUCCACAUCGCCUACUCCUCUGUAGCCAAAGCUCUCAAGUAGGAGGACGGCAGGAUGCACAAGUCACACAUACACCAGCAGAAAGCCACAAAAAGCACAAAAACAACACAACACACAUUCAAUCUGCAAGCAGCGUGAUGGCUCUGAUUCUCUGUUUCUGCAGUUUUUAUGUCCCUUUCCUUGUUUUUUGCAGCUUUAAAAGUUGAUUUCCCCUUUUUAUAAUAUUAGAUGAUUCUGAUGAAGUGUCAUCCUCCUGCAGUCGUUUUGUAUUUGUUCUUAUUUUCUAAUAAAAGGGAGGUGAUUGUCA